GCCACUUCCGCCCGAGCUUUCUACGCUAACGCUCAUUCAGUCUUCUCUCCCCCCCCCGCCUCCUCUGUCGAUGGCAUGGUGCUAAGCGGCCACGGCAGGAACAACGUAAUCCGUCGACAAUCCUCGUUCGAAUUCGGACAUCUCACGGGAAAUAGUUGACUCGGUUCGGUCCUCGAAUUGAAUGACGGCUAUUCCGUAAAAGCUAAAGACGGCCGUUCGGCUUGCCCAUUCUUCUUCUUCUUCCCUCCUCCCCCCCCUCCAAGGUUAGCGAGCUCGCUGGCUAACGAUAGCCGAUUAAGCGCUGUCGCUAAACUAGUUGAGCUGAAAUUACUCAGGAAGCCGCUAUUACUCCUUACUACGACUUGUAGCUAUUCGUAAGAAGAAGAAUUAAAAAAAAAAAACAUUUGGAGUUGAGGGAAAUUAUGGCGGAGGCCGACAAACUGAACAUCGACUCCAUCAUUCAGCGUCUGCUGGAAGUGAAAGGUUCCAGACCUGGCAAAAACGUCCAGCUGACAGAGAAUGAAAUCCGGGGCCUUUGCCUCAAAUCCAGGGAGAUCUUCCUCAGCCAACCAAUCCUGCUCGAACUCGAGGCGCCUCUCAAGAUUUGUGGGGACGUUCACGGGCAGUACUACGAUCUGCUGAGGCUCUUCGAAUACGGCGGCUUCCCGCCCGAAAGCAACUACCUGUUCCUGGGCGACUACGUGGACCGAGGCAAGCAGUCGCUGGAGACCAUCUGCCUGUUGCUGGCGUACAAGAUCAAAUACCCGGAGAACUUCUUUCUGCUGAGGGGAAACCACGAAUGUGCCUCCAUUAAUAGGAUAUACGGAUUCUACGAUGAGUGUAAGCGGCGGUACAACAUCAAGCUGUGGAAGACCUUCACCGACUGCUUCAACUGUUUGCCCGUCGCCGCCAUUGUUGACGAGAAGAUCUUCUGUUGCCAUGGAGGCCUGUCUCCGGAUCUGCAGUCUAUGGAGCAGGUGCGAAGGGUCAUGCGCCCCACCGACGUGCCCGACCAGGGCCUCCUGUGCGACCUGCUGUGGGCCGACCCCGACAAGGACGUGCUGGGCUGGGGCGAGAACGACCGCGGCGUCUCCUUCACGUUCGGCGCCGACGUGGUCACAAAGUUCCUCCACAAGCACGACAUGGACCUGAUCUGCCGGGCCCAUCAGGUGGUCGAGGACGGCUACGAGUUCUUUGCCAAGAGGCAGCUGGUCACGCUGUUUUCCGCCCCGAACUACUGCGGCGAGUUCGACAACGCCGGCGCCAUGAUGAGCGUAGACGAGACCCUCAUGUGCUCGUUCCAGAUUCUCAAGCCCGCAGACAAGAAGCUGUUCUACAGCGGCGGCGGCAGCAUGGGCUCGGGGCGCCCCGUCACCCCGCCGAGGAAAGCUAAGAAAUGACAGCAGUAGUGAGCCCCACGACCUUUGUCACCCUUCCUUCCUCUCCUCUCUACCUCUCCUUUCUUUCAGCAAACAGCCAGAAAUCAAACCUUUACCCAGGGCUUUUUUCUCCCUUUUUUUUUUUUUUUUAUUAUUAUCUGUACUUCUUAAAACAUUUAAUGUUACAAAUUGUCAGAGCGAGUGCGCCAACGAGUGAAUGUACGCCCCGCGUGCCAGUGCGCAUUAAAAUGGCGAGCGAGUUGUUACCUUUGUGGGAACGUAUUAGAGAAUUGUACUUUUUUCCACGCCCCCUCUUCUCUCUCUCUCUCUCUUUCUCUCAGUCUCUUUCUCUCUCUCGUUCUUUCUCUUGGUCUCCUGCCACUCUUCCUGUGGAAAGGUUGAAACCACACCGCGCGUCUGUACAGCAAUUUGACUGAAAAAGCAAUUCGGCCGGCGGCGCGGCCGACGUGACGAAAUUUUGCCGGCAGGCCCCUGCCAGCAGGUGGCGUGCAUGCGCGGGACCUCGCAAAAAGGGGGGGGGCGUAUUUUGUUUUCCUUUUCCCACCGUACUGUAAAAUCUCCACGUGUGUGUGCGGGCGGGUGCGCGCAUGUCGCACACAUGCACAACUCUUCAGAUUCCUAUGAGCCAGAGCUGUAAAAAAAAAAAAAAAAAAAUACAGUUUAGGUUUGUACAGAUUUGAUUACUUGAAAGAGAUUUUUUUUUUUUUUGUGAAUUCGUUUUGUAGUCUUUGAUCAAGUUGACCAAUAAAGCGAGAAUCUGAGC
This is a messenger RNA of Syngnathoides biaculeatus (alligator pipefish), 2163 nucleotides long. It is a transcript of the gene ppp1cab, whose product is annotated as protein phosphatase 1, catalytic subunit, alpha isozyme b. Lineage: Eukaryota; Metazoa; Chordata; Actinopteri; Syngnathiformes; Syngnathidae. The transcript has 7 exons. Gene Ontology annotation, molecular function: protein serine/threonine phosphatase activity. The record is from RefSeq and is a predicted model, not a curated record. The coding region runs from base 423 to 1400 and encodes 325 amino acids. Gene Ontology annotation, cellular component: cytoplasm; nucleus.